AUGCUGGUAAACACUUCCUGUCCCGUGGUUGGGGCCAUUUGAGGCUCGCCGCAGCGUGGUGACCAAAACGUUAAGCAACGCUUGACAGAGCAUCCACAUAAAAAGACCCACUGGCAAUCCUGUUGUUUAGUUUUUUUGUAUUUUAACUUGGAUCAUUCUCUUUCGUUUUAUCCCACUUCUUAGACAGAAUAACUUGUAACAAAGUAAUAUAUGACUUUGCUAAGUAAUUAAUUGAUUCAUAUGUUGUGUGAUAAUUGCAACAGUAUGUUGUUUAUCACCACUUUGGUGAUGUCCACUUUGAUCAUUUUCAAUCCUUCAAAACAUGCAUCCCCAUAGGCUAUGACUGUUUCCCAAGCAGGCCUGUUUUAUGUGAGCUUCCCUGACUGUUCUGUGGGUCAUUAAGAUUGAACAGAUACCUGCUCUCCGUCUGUCAUUAUUAAUGACAGGCCCCAGCUCUACUAAAGACGUGUCCACUUUUAAUUAUCACAGCCCAUGUCUUUUAAAUAUCAAAUUCCUCUCUCUCUCUCUCUCUCUCUCUCUCUCUCUCUCUCUCUCCUCUCUCUCUCUCUCUCUCUCUCUCUCUCUCUCUCUCUCUCUCUCUCUCUCUCUCUCUCUCUCUCUCUCUCUCUCUCUCUCUCGUCUCGUCUGUCACUGUAAAUGUCAUCACUUUAUUCCUCCGUUGGCGACCGUGACAGGCCCCACUUUCAGCCCGGCUUUCUCUCCCUCCAUCCUUUCUUCCACUACAAAGAUCCCCUCUUUUUUUAAUCCUUCGCUGCUGUAUCCGCUUUCUACACGUGGCACAUGAUUGCCCGGGUAAAGGUAUUUUCUGUUUCAAUCUUACAUUUUCCCAAGGGGGAACAAAAGGGACAAGCAUUCUGCAGCUGGUUUCACUGAGGAAAUUGUUCAGAAUUGCCUCAUUCCUCGGCAGAUUAGCGAAUGCAUACAAUCCCCUUCUAAAUGCUAUUGUGCUCCACAAUCUGGGCAUUAUACUUUGUCUUUAGCACUUAGAGAGAACCCCUAACCAAUUAAAGUAAUACAGGCUUCCAAUACCUGCUCCCAAUUAAAUCGGGGCGGUAUUACCUGCCUUGAUAGAGCGGGCCAUGGAUCCCUAACACUUACUAGCAUUCAUUAGGUCUAUUCAUGGUGAAGGAGCUGAUGACAAGAAUUCAAGGCUCUCCCCUCCCUCCCUUUCCCCCGCUCCCUCUCCAUCCUCCUUUCUCUCUGUCACUCUCUCUCAUGACCAGAGAUGCCCGCCCCUCACUCCAAGGACUCAGUAGAAUUGGCCGGGGAAUAGAGGGGAAGGAUUGUCAGCUGGUGACACUUUUUAUAUCCUUUUCUCUUUUCUUGGACAUUUCUUCCCGCCUGCCCUCGGCUUUGUCUCACAGGUAGCCAGGUUUUUCACAGCUCAUUGUGCCUUUUUUAAACCAUUGGUCCAUGCAGCUUGCUUGGCACCCUUUUAAAGCCCAGGACCCACAAAGAGAAGCCUUGUUCAGGCCACUGACUCGAUUGACAAAUUCACAGUGUUAAAAGUCUACAAAAGACCGAGUUUGGUGUCGCUGGAGGGGAAGCCGUCAAUCUGGCAAUACGGCCGUCCUAACCUCAGAAACCACUACUUCUCUGUUUUACCAGUUCAGAAAAUUGUCUAUCUAUCUAUUGUUGGAUGUAUACCUCAGUUAAGGAGACAGUGGAGAGGACCAUUUUAUUCCUCUGAUUUGUCUGUGUCACACCGCAUGACACUGCUCUUAGAAUUGCCCAAAUAGUAGAAGUAAGAAUAUGUAGGUUUGACAAUACAACAAACCCUCCAAAUGGACACUGACAUUCACCGACGUUUCUAAGCCUCAAAAUACUUACAAAUAGGAGAAUUUUGAAUAUGUCCUCAUACAAGAAAACAGAUUUUAAACAGACCUGGUAUUCUGCUACAGCCUACUGUACUGUAGUCAUAGUGACAGUCCAUCUGACAGCAGGUCAUUAUACCGUACGGGGGAGGCAGGAAGGUUUUCAGUUGAAAGUGAGUGACACUGUCUGAGUUCUCUAGAGAGGAAACCCCUGGGUAUCCUAACUUACUGACCGACUGACAGACAGACAGACAGACAGACAGACAGACAGACAGACAGACAGACAGACAGACAGACAGACAGACAGACAGACAGACAGACAGACAGACAGACAGACAGACAGACAGACAGACAGACAGACAGACAGACAGACAGAGACAGACAGACAGACAGACAGACAGACAGGAGAAAUCACAUCAACUCUCACUCCAGCCUCACAGGAGUACCACAAAACCACAAUAACACCUCAUUGGAAGGUCUGUGUCAGGGUUGAGUGUAGAGGUAACGUGGAAUCACACGCAGGACACACAGAGAUUCGAAACAGAUGUCUUUAGUGAAGUCCGAAAAUACAAGCCAAACACGGCAACAGGCCACAGGCGAAACAUACGCACACUGGUAAGAACCAAAGUAAAUGCGCACAACGUGCAGGACUCUCUCAAACAAAACGAAAUACAGAGAGCACAGAACAGCGAACCAACUACAACACGUGACAUCGAACAAUUACACACAACACCUGACCAAACACAAGAGAACUAAAUAGGACGCAUAAUGAACACUUAACAAUGAACAGGUGUAACAAACAGACAAAACCAAUCAAACAUAGAAACAUAGAACGGUGGCAGCUAGUACUCCGGAGACGACGACCGCCGAAGCCUGCCCGAACAAGGAGAAGGAGCAGCCUCGGCCGAAACCGUGACAGUCUGCUUUCAAACGGCUUAUAAAUAUUUUAUAGAUUUUUUUACAUUAUUCAAAUCAAGUAAAUAUGUGUAUGUAUAAAGUGUGUUUUUCAUGAUUUGUAGAGAGUAUAACACUGUACAUUAAAUGGUCCAUUAUUAUAUAGUUAGUUGACUAUUAAAUCUAUUUAAUGCAUGUUUACAGUCGGUUGUUCAAGUCCUGCAUUAAAUUAUUCAUACAUAAUGAUUUAUAUUAUUUAUACAGUGUAAUACUAUUACUGAUAUUACUUCUCAUACUGACAAUACAUAUGAGUAAGUGUGACUUGUAGUUUGAUCAUGCUAAGCAGUUUAUAUGCUGACCUUCCGAUGUUACCAACAUCACCACUAACAACAGCUUCUGUUCAAAAGAGUUCCACUUCAUAGAAACAUCACUGGACUCUAUCUCCUGAUCAGGCAACUAUGUAGCAACACACACACACACACACACACACACACACACACACACACACACACACACACACACACACACACACACACACACACACACACACACACACACACACACACACACACACACACACACACACACACACACACACACACACACACACACAAACAAACACACAUCUGACUGAAGUGGGGCUCUGCUCUGCUCUACUCUGCCUGGUGACCUUGGAAAACAGGAAAACACUAGGAUCUCUCCCCUUUGUUAUCAACAAAUCAAAGAUCCAGUUCAAGGUUGUGUUGUUGUUGUUUUCCACUGUCCGUACUAAUAAAACAGUGAGGUGACUGUGACUUCCAUUCACACCUGAUGGUAUUGAAAGAGGGCAUACUUGUAAUUAGUCGACCACUAAUUGCAGCAACUUAACGAAGGGUAUUAAAAGCAGGAGGAUACUUCCCUAAAAGAACCAAGAACCUCCCUCCAUCUCCCCAACCUCCCCUUUCCCUCCCUCUCUCUCGCCUUUCCCCUCUGUCCUGAACAAUACAGGCUACUCACUGUCUGAAGUCUCUGAGAGAGAUGGGAGAUGGGAGAUGGGAGAUGCAUGUGUGCAACCACUUAUGAGAGACAGAGAGAGGAAAGGAACCAGGAGGAGAGAUAACGAAUGGUCUAAAUUCAGAGCACAUGGCUCCAGUCUUAAGUGGAGCUGUACACUACCAGGGGCUACUUGUGGUCACGGUCAUGCAUAGCAGUCAUUAGGAAAGAGGGACAGACAGGAGAGGAGGGAACAGGGACGAGGAUGUAGGUUGUUUACUUACAACCAGAUAUGAUUUAGAAAAAAAUGAAGAAGAAGUUACAUCAGAAGAGUGUCUUGCUGUUCUCAGUGUGUUACUGUAUGUGAAUAUAAAUGAAUGAUCAGUUAUCCCAGUUUACAGCAUGUGAGAGCUUGGAUUAACACCAUGGUUAUAGGGAUUCUGCUAUGAAUAUAUUUACACAUUUUGAUGAAUAUUGAGGCUAAUAUUCAGGCUAUAUAAGUUUUUAAAUGUCCAAAGCAUACACUUACUCAGCUCAGAGGUGAUCAUGAACUAGCAAAAACAUCUCCAUAAUUAGUUCUUCACUAUUUUGAUCUCCCACACUACUCCUCUCCUUCGUCCGCAGAUGUUGGUUAGCGAUUGGUUGGCAUUCACCGAGGACAGUGACCCAGGCCAGGUUUUAAUUAAUUUCACAGACAGUAGCGUGGUGACCCUGUGAAAAAGGACGCAGCACACCCGACUAAUCACCAUGAACCACUGUGACAUCAUUUAUAUACCUGCCAGCCCCAUAGAAAACAGGGGAACCUGGGUAGUUUACCGCCGAUACAAAGCGCCAAUUUAUUACUAUAAGCAAAUGCUAACCUAGGAGUAUUGCCCCCGGCAGAAUUAAUUGGCCCACUCCCUGUCUGUGAAGUGUCUGGCCUUGUUUAAAAAGACAGGCCGCCCCAGAGACUCUCUACACCACUGCACCAAGAGCAGCCCUGCCAUUGGCUGACGGAUAGCCAUGGAAACCCACUGCUCUGCAAACGGAAACCAGGAAGUAAAUGCCACGUAAACACAAUUGGUUGCUCGAUUUCUACUGCUUAUUGUUGCUAAGUUUUUGUACGACUUGUGUUUUUCAUGUUAAUAUUUUCUGUUUAAGGAUUUAACAACAAGGGGUUUGUGUUUUCUGCAGUGUAUCUCAUCAAAAUGUGAAUACUGUAACCCAGCAAUGUACAUUAGAGGAUAGACAAAGGAGGCUUAGCCACUGCUGUGUCAACCAUUUAUUUCAGGCCGUUUAACAAAUAGAGAGGAGGUGUGUGUGUGUGUGUGUGUGUGCAUCAGUGUUUGUGUGUGUGUGUGUGUGUUUAUGUGUGUGUUUGUGUGUCUGUGUUUGUGUGUGUGUGUGUGUGUGUUUGGCAGGUGGUGGGGGGCACACACACUCCACUGCCUGGUCACAGUAAUCAAGGCGUGCAGUGUAGUUUUUAAUGGAGUUCCUGAACAUGGUGACUGUGAUUUCCUGCCAACAUACCCAUCCGAAUGACAUGCUCCACUGUUCACAGCCCAGCAGAGGAACCCAUGGCUUCUACUGGAGGUCACUCACGUGUGGCGCUGCUCGCCCAGAAGAAAAACAAGUGAUUAACACUGUGUGUCUACGGACGUGUCUGUGUGAGUGUGUGCAUGUGUGUUUACGUGUGUAUAUAUAUGUGUGUGUGUGUGUGUGUGUGUGUGGUGUGUGUGUGUGUGUGUGUGUGUGUGUGUGUGUGUGUGUGUGUGUGUAUGUGUGUGUGUGUGUGUGUGUGUGUGUGUGCAUGGGCUGGCCUCCUUCCGCGCACUCUACUGUGACUAAGAAAGUGUGAGUACUUUAGAGAGAGAGAGAGAGAGAGAGAGAGAGAGAGAGAGAGAGAGAGAGAGACAGAGAGAGAAGGGGGAGAGAGAGAGAGGCUCUCUGGUUAAGAGGAGUGCAGGCCAGGCCAGCCGUAUCUGCAGGUCCAUCCACGGUGUCUGCUUUCCCCCGGCCGGGCCAGCUCCUGUACAGGGGCAUAAUUAAUGUGGGUAACAGGUAAAGGGAUACGGAGACGUGGCAUAAGAGCAGCUUUCAGAGCUUUGUGUUGCCCCGUUUCCACGGUGAAAUGGAUCUGCUGCCACUCAGUGCCUCAUUGAAGAGCUAAAAGAGAAGAGGAGGAAAGAAGGGGACAGCUGCCGAGCUAACAGGACACUGACAAUCAACCAGUAACCCCCCUUCCUCCCUUCCCUUCUCUCUCUCUCUCUACCCCUCUUCUCCUCCUCCUCCACCCCCUCCCCACUAGGCUGAGGGCACUGGGCCAAACUGGAGGGUCCUCGGACACUUUCGCUAAUCCCCCCUCUACGCUUUCUAUAAGAAGCCUGUGGAACAUGCACCCUCCCAAGCAUGACUCACCUCCACACACACACACACACACACACACACACACACACACACACACACACACACACACACACGCAAAUGCAUGCAUGCGCACACAUGCACACAGGCACACAAACACACACAAACACUUACACACAUGUACGCACACACACCUCCCCCAGAACUAGAGAGAGAGCCAGACUGGCCACAGGCAGCUGAGGAAAGCAGUUGUAAUUUGCAAAAAUGGGGGUGGAGGGUUGUUGUGUGUGUGUGUGUGUGUGUGUGUGUGUGUGUGUGUGUGUGUGUGUGUGUGUGUGUGUGUGUGUGUGUGUGUGUGAGUGUGUGUGUGUGUGUACGUGCCUGCAAUUGUGUGUGCAUGCGUGUGUGUGUGAGUGCAUAUGUGUGCACGUGUGUGUGUGUGUGUGUGUGUGUGUGUGUGUGUGUGUGUGUGUGUGUGUGCUUGUCAGUGGCUCCUCUCAACCCCUCAAACAUGCACAGACUUGUAGAGGAUCCCCAUUUUAUUUAUAUUUCUCUCCCCCUUCCUGUGAUCCAUCGUUCCCUCCACUCCUCUACUUAUCAUGCAGUGUGUUGCAGCAUGUAGCAGGAGACUGGGGAACUAAACAAGCAGGUGAGGGGGAACAGAGUGGAGGAUAGAGCUAUGGGUCUGUCUGGGAACAGAGUGGAGGAGAGAGCUAUGGGUCUGUCUGGGAACAGAGUAGAGGAGAGAGUUAUGGGUCUGUCUGGGAACAGAGUGGAGGAGAGAGCUAUGGGUCUGUCUGGGAACAGAGUGGAGGAGAGAGCUAUGGGUCUGUCUGGGAACAGAGUGGAGGAGAGAGCUAUGGGUCUGUCUGGGAACAGAGUGGAGGAGAGAGCUAUGGGUCUGUCUGGGAACAGAGUGGAGGAGAGAGCUAUGGGUCUGUCUGGGAACAGAGGGGAGGAGAGAGCUAUGGGUCUGUCUGGGAACAGAGUGGAGGAGAGAGCUAUGGCUCCUCUCAACCCCUCAAACAUGCACAGACUUGUAGAGGAUCCCCAUUUUAUUUAUAUUUCUCUCCCCCUUCCUGUGAUCCAUCGUUCCCUCCACUCCUCUACUUAUCAUGCAGUGUGUUGCAGCAUGUAGCAGGAGACUGGGGAACUAAACAAGCAGGUGAGGGGGAACAGAGUGGAGGAUAGAGCUAUGGGUCUGUCUGGGAACAGAGUGGAGGAGAGAGCUAUGGGUCUGUCUGGGAACAGAGUGGAGGAGAGAGCUAUGGGUCUGUCUGGGAACAGAGUGGAGGAGAGAGCUAUGGGUCUGUCUGGGAACAGAGUGGAGGAGAGAGCUAUGGGUCUGUCUGGGAACAGAGGGGAGGAGAGAGCUAUGGGUCUGUCUGGGAACAGAGUGGAGGAGAGAGCUAUGGGUCUGUCUGGGAACAGAGUAGAGGAGAGAGUUAUGGGUCUGUCUGGGAACGGAGUGGAGGAGAGAGCUAUGGGUCUGUCUGGGAACAGAGCGGAGGAGAGAGCUAUGGGUCUGUCUGGGAACAGUGGAGGAGAGAGCUAA
This is a messenger RNA of Coregonus sp. 'balchen', 7599 nucleotides long. The record is from the annotation of a GenBank genome assembly. Lineage: Eukaryota; Metazoa; Chordata; Actinopteri; Salmoniformes; Salmonidae.